Messenger RNA from Fusarium tjaetaba, 1338 nucleotides. Its product is annotated as SOF1. Gene Ontology annotation, molecular function: protein binding. Gene Ontology annotation, biological process: maturation of SSU-rRNA from tricistronic rRNA transcript (SSU-rRNA, 5.8S rRNA, LSU-rRNA). The transcript has a single exon. Bases 1 to 1338 code for a protein of 445 amino acids. Gene Ontology annotation, cellular component: small-subunit processome; nucleolus. Lineage: Eukaryota; Fungi; Ascomycota; Sordariomycetes; Hypocreales; Nectriaceae. The record is from RefSeq and is a predicted model, not a curated record.
AUGAAGAUCAAGGCCCUCAGCCGCCCCGUGUCGGCUCAACAAGCAGCCGGCUCAGAUGUUACGAAGCAACCACGAAACCUCGAUUCCGCCCUCCAUCCUUUUGAGCGCGCACGCGAGUACCAGCGAGCCCUCAAUGCCGUCAAGCUCGAGCGAAUGCAUGCGCAGCCUUUUGUAGGCCAGCUGGGACGAGGCCAUGUGGACGGUGUCUAUUCUAUCGCCAAGGAUCCCAACUCUCUUGAGCACUUUGCAAGUGGUAGUGGUGACGGUGUGGUCAAGGUUUGGGACCUAGCCGAUAGAGACGAGAUAUGGCAUGCGACAGCUCAUGAGAAUAUCGUCAAGGGUCUAGAAUGGACCCGCGAUCAAAAGCUCUUGACUUGUGCAGCCGAUAAAACGAUCAAGCUGUUUGACCCUUAUAACACACCUAGCGAAGCGGCUCCUAUAUCAUCAUGGCUUGGAAACGGUGCCUUUACCAGCUUGUCGCACCAUCGCUCCAAGAACUCGUUUGCUGCUGCUUCCAGUGUGAUCAACAUUUACGAUCUCGAACGUCACACCGCUGCGCCUGAAAUUCUCAAGUGGCCUACAUCUAUCGACACCAUCACCGACGUUGCCUUCAACUACGUCGAGACCUCGAUCUUGGGAUCAUGCUCUAACGACCGCUCCAUCGUCAUUUACGACCUCCGCACAUCUACACCUGUCACAAAGACCGUCCUCAAGUUCGCCAGCAACCGCCUGUCUUGGUCCCCUAUGGAGGCUUUCAACCUGGCUGCUGCUUCUGAAGACCACAACAUCUACCUCUUCGACAUGCGCAAGUUUGACCGUGCUCUCAACGUUCUCAAGGAUCACGUCGCCGCCGUUAUGGAUGUCGAGUGGUCUCCCACAGGUGAAGAGCUUGUAUCCGCAUCUUGGGACCGAACAGUUCGUCUCUGGAACCGGGACCGCGGUCACUCGCGAGAUAUCUACCACACCAAGCGCAUGCAGCGUGUUACAGCAGCAAGCUGGACCCCUGAUGCGCGAUACAUUCUCUCUGGAUCUGACGAUGGUAACGUUCGACUCUGGCGCGCUAACGCCUCUCGUCGCGAAGGCGUCAAGUCUGCUCGUCAACGACAAGCCCUGGAGUACAAUGAAGCUCUUAUCGAGCGUUACCAGCACAUGCCUGAAGUUCGCCGCAUUCACCGUCACCGUCAUGUGCCUAAGGUCCUCAAGAAGGCCGGUGAGAUUAAGGCUGAGGAACUUAAGAGCAUUAAGCGCCGUGAGGAGAAUGAGCGUCGCCAUACUAAGAAGCAAUUCGAGAGACGCAGGGGAGAGAGAGAAAAGAUGAUUCUGGCGAGAGAGAAGUAA